Messenger RNA from Nerophis lumbriciformis (worm pipefish), 1667 nucleotides. RefSeq lists its product as uncharacterized. The record is from RefSeq and is a predicted model, not a curated record. Lineage: Eukaryota; Metazoa; Chordata; Actinopteri; Syngnathiformes; Syngnathidae.
UUGACCUAUGCCGCUGCCAGGUCUGCAUGGGUAAUUUCCAGCUCCUCGUCAAGGAGAAUAAUACGUUACUGGAUGGAGGUCUAUUUGGGAUGAGCAGCGAACAGAAAUAUUCCAGAUCAGACACCAAUGCUUCCAUUCCUUUGACCCGAAACAAGCCACAAAACCAACGUGUGAUUUGUAACCGAGGAUUCAUUUAUCAUGUCAGAGUUCCGCGUGAGGAUCCACAGGAAAAUCCGAUAAGUCUUACAGCUUCUGAGUAUGAGAGGCUUCUGGCAAGGGUCAGGGGUCCAAGUUUCUUGGAGAAGGAGAAGGAGGCUUUUAGAAAGGCUUCUCAGAAAAGGAAAGAUGAUACUAAGGCUGCGGAAGAAAGGAGGCGUCAGAUCAUUGACAAGGACCUUUACGCUUUUAAGGUGGAGACACAGACUGACAUGCAGUCCAAAAGGCAAGGUUUUGAGCGGUAUCGACACAUGCGCUGCAAAGCUCAAAUGGAGAAGGACAAUCAGAUCCUAAGAAUGGACAUCCGUAUUCAGAAGUGUAAGAUCCAAGCCGAGCUCGACACCCAGCUUCAAUGGAAAAAACAAUGCGAGGCUGUCGAGUACGCCAAAGAGAAGGCUGAGUUUGAGCGGGAGCUUAAUCAUCACCAGGAGAUGCUCAUCAAGCACGAGGAGAAGGAGAUAAAGCGCAAGGUGGAGGCACGCCACCAUCUGGAUGUUCUAUCGGGGCAGAUAAGGGAACGUGAGCAAAUUGCGACCGCCAACCGUCGGGAGAGGAUCGCCAUAGCUCAGAGCCUUAACGAGGACGAUCGGAUGAAAAUAAAAUGCCUCGAUGAGCUCAAGGAGGAGAGACUGGCUGAGCUCAAAGCUAGCGGGAUCCCGGAUAAAUACUGCAAUUAUGUGAGGACAAAGACCACACAAGAGGAAGCCAAGCGCUUGCAGUUUCAGUACCUCGCACAAUGAUCUCCCAGUAAUGACAAAACUUGUGUUGGGAGUAACCAUACACUCAUCUGCAGGCUACACCAGAGAGCAAACCUCCACUCGAGUUUGUCAACAAUGUCUGUCAUAGUGGCAGUUUCAUCGGGACACUGCGUUACCAGAAAACCAAAGAACCCAACAAUCUGGAUUCAGUUGAUGUUUAACAUCAUUAAGAGUCAAUAUUGAUUGUUUUGUUUUGAUGUCAUGAAGGCGGAAAGAAGUGCACUUGUCGACUGCAACCAGCAGAGGCGCUGUUCAACCUACACGAGUUUGUGUUCUGACAUCAGCUGUGUGACGAUGAGUUCCAAUCACGCUAUGGCAAAUAAAUACAACAGUGCCAUCUGAAUAGGAAUUCAGAACAUCCUUAGGUUGUUCCUACUCAGAAAUACUUGAUCUUUAAUUGACUUAGGACAUUUUGCCUACCGCUAAUUACUUGUAUAACUCAUGCUGUGUAGUCUACUUACAGUAAUAGCAAAUGCUUACCUGUGGAUCUGAUUUGCCAGUAAUGGAGUAGCAAGCUGAAAAAUUCAUAAAAUCAACUUAUGUGUUUUUUUGUUUUAAGUGCCUAACCCACUGGAUUAGUUUGUGGUACUAAAACUGUCAGAAAACUAACCCAAUGGUUUCUUUUUCAUCUUUGGCAUACUUCUUACUGACUGACAAUUGUGUAAUUUUACCCUGUUAUUGUUGAUCAUUAAA